This is a messenger RNA of Phyllostomus discolor (pale spear-nosed bat), 4068 nucleotides long. It is a transcript of the gene RAD51D, whose product is annotated as RAD51 paralog D. Lineage: Eukaryota; Metazoa; Chordata; Mammalia; Chiroptera; Phyllostomidae. Gene Ontology annotation, biological process: telomere maintenance; double-strand break repair via homologous recombination; reciprocal meiotic recombination. Gene Ontology annotation, cellular component: replication fork; Rad51B-Rad51C-Rad51D-XRCC2 complex; centrosome. Gene Ontology annotation, molecular function: four-way junction DNA binding; ATP binding; ATP-dependent DNA damage sensor activity. The record is from RefSeq and is a predicted model, not a curated record. The coding region runs from base 169 to 1137 and encodes 322 amino acids. The transcript is spliced from 10 exons.
GCCGGAAGCGGCAGCCGGGCCGGACCGGCGGGCCCUGGGCGCCGGGGACCCCACGUGGGGCCGUACUCUCCGCGCCGCCGGCCCCCGAUCCAGAAAGGGGCGCCGAGGGGCGUCUGCAGAGGGCAUUGCGGGUGUCCACUGGACUGGAGGCCCGGGGCCCCAGGGAACAUGGGCGUGCUCAGGGCCGGCCUUUGCCCAGGCCUCACCCAGGACAUGGUCCAGCUUCUAAGGAGCCACGGAAUCAAAACAGUGGCGGACCUGGUUUCCGCAGACCUGGAGGAGGUAGCUCAGAAAUGUGGCUUGUCUUACAAGGCCCUGGUUGCCCUGAGGCGGGUGCUGCUGGCUCAGUUCUCAGCUUUCCCCUUCAAUGGCGCGGAUCUCUACGAGGAACUGAAGACCUCCACUGCCAUCCUGUCUACCGGCAUCGGAAGCCUGGACAAACUGCUCGAUGCUGGUCUCUACACUGGAGAGGUGACCGAAAUCGCAGGAGUCCCGGGUAGCGGCAAAACCCAGGUAUGUCUUUGUGUGGCUGCAAACGUGGCCCAUGGCCUGCAGCAGAACGUCCUGUACGUCGAUUCCAACGGAGGGCUGACUGCCUCCCGCAUCCUGCAGCUACUUCAGGCGAGAACCGCAGAUGAGGGAGAGCAGGCAGGAGCUCUCCAGAGAAUCCAGGUGGCGCGUGCCUUUGACGUCUUCCAGGUGUUGGACGUGCUGCAGGACCUCCGAGGUGCUGUAGCCCAGCAGGUGAGCGAUUCUGCAGGGACUGUGAAGGUGGUGAUUGUGGACUCGGUCACCGCUGUGGUGUCCCCACUCCUGGGAGGUCAGCAGAGGGAAGGCUUGGCCUUAAUGAUGCAGCUGGCCCGAGAGCUGAAGACGCUGGCCCGGGACCUCGGCGUGGCGGUGCUGGUGACCAACCACAUGACCCGCGACCGGGACAGCGGGAAGCUCAGGCCUGCGCUGGGCCGCUCCUGGAGCUUCGUGCCCAGCACCCGGGUGGUCCUGGCCAGCGGCGAAGGAGCGGGGGCACCAGGCAGCCAGCGCACCGUGUGUCUGACCAAAUCUCCCCGUCUGCCAACAGGUUUCCAGGAGACGGUGGACUUUGGGACCUGGGGGACCCUGGAGCGGAGUCCAGCAUGACAGGGAGAGCAGCUAGGACUGUGCUGCGGGUUGGCAGGGAGAGAGACCUCGAGGCCCCCAGCGGUCCCGUGCAGGAAUGUUCCUGUCCGCUGCUGCUGCUGCUGCGUGGGGACUGCCGGGGAGGCUCUCGGGCCAGGCAGAGGAGACACACCUCAGUUCCCUCAGCUCCUCUGUCCGUGGGAACACACGGAGCUACUGGCGAGAGAGGACGCCGUGGCGGGAAGACCCAGGAAUCCCUGCUGGAGCCAAGUUCUCUUCCCCCGUUUCUACCACGUAUGUUUCCGGUGGGAGCCCCAUGCACCCGGCCUGGGGACUCCCUGAAGGAGCGCACUGGUGACAGGACGGAUAACCCUGCACGUCACCAUCCCACCCGCCCUCCGUCCUGACGCGGGGCUGAACCACGAAGCGUGCCUUUGCUUCCCUCUCUCUCUUUUUUUUUUGCCUCCAUAAAAGGAGGCUCUCUUCCCCUUAGCUCUGUCUUUGAGUUCCUGAGUUGAAGUAACCUUGUAAAUGUAAAACUCUUCUCCCACCUAUGUCCUGCUCUUAAAAACGUCAGAAGGAAAUUCCCUGAGCCCCAGAUCCACCUAAUUUACCCCAGAAGGUUGUUUGUUGUUUUUUUUUUUCCAGUUUCCCCCAGUGGGGCCCCAGAGAACAGUUAUUUCUCUUUCCCUUGCUGAUUGGGUUUCACACACCUGCAUGCAUCACCAGGGCUGGGUGAGUCAGGGAGCUCCCUGCAGGCCCAGGGAGGUAAUCUAGAGGAGGGACGGUGUGACCUGCUCCUGGAAAAUCCAGCCGCUCAUUUAAUAUGCAUGGUGCCCUGUGGGGCCUCUCCCCGGGACAGAGUAACCAGAGGUGCUGAACCAUGGCUGUGCCCAUAAACAGACAGAGGAGGAUUUGCUCAGUAAAUAGAGCCAGCUGGGAAAAUUGAUGCUGGCAUAAAUAAUACAUGGCAAAUCUAGUCUUCAUGCAGAAAUGCGUUGCCGGUGGCUCCGAGAGGCGAUGUAAUUACCCUUUUCUUCCUGCCAGCUGCACCACAGCCUCGUGCCCAGUGGAUGCAACGACCCCCUUGUCUGUUAGCAGGACUGUGGCCAUCCGUCUGCGAGCUGUAAGCCCGGCUGGGAGGAGAGGAGGACACCAGGGAAGGGAAAAGAAAAGGCCACGCAGAGAAAUGAUCGGGCUUACUGAACACAUUUGUUUUUUUUAAAGGAAGGUUGCCUGUCUCGGUUGGAGAGCCUGUUGUGUAAUUAAUUAGUUGUGUGUUGGCCGCAGGAAAGGGGGGAGGCAGAGGCAUAGAUGGAUGAUAUGACAUUUAAAGGUGGUACACGCAGCAGGGCUAGAGGUAAGAAGCGUGGAGCUUUGGAAGUGCACGGCGCACUGGCGCGAGGGCGUCUGCCUGGGUGGGGGCGGGAUCGGGGAGCCUGGGGGUGCUGCUACCCCCAGGGAACACCCCGGCGGAAAUUAACCUUCAGUAUCCUCACGCUGUGAGCGGUGGCAUGUUGGCACAUCUCCGCAACCAUGGCAGCGAACUGUUGUACGUUAAGCUGGGAAGGGCAUAUCCCUGUGCCUCUUACCAUUUGGCAGCCUGAGCCCAUGAAGACCCCGCCAGCCAAUCAAGCGCUCUUUUUUUGUGGAGCUCGAAGUCUUCUGUAAUCUUUCUCCACGCGGCACUCCAGUCAGUCGGGCUUGGCAUCCAGCGUGGAGCUGGUGGCCGUCUCUGGCCUGCGGAGGGCUCUGCCGAGGUUCCAGGUGCUGCGUCCCUGACUGAGGACCUAGCACAGUGCGAUUUGAGAGGCCUGUGAAGAUCCUCUGGCCCAUCUUGCCAUUUACAGAGAAGGGGACUGAAGCCCUGGUCUGGCUGGGGAGCUCAGUUGGUGAGAGCAUCGUCCCAAUACACUAAGGUUGUGUGCGCCAUCUCCGGGCAGGGCACAUAUAAGAAAGAACCAGUGAGUGCGUGAAUGAGUGAAACGACACAUUGACAUUUCUUGCUCUCUCUUCCCCUUCUCUGUCUCUACAAAAUCAAUGAGAAAAGAAAAGGAGCUGAGGCCCCAAGAGGAGGAAUUGCAGUCCCGGUGGCAGAACCAGGCUGGGACCCAGAACUCCUGAUUCCUAGGCCAGGGCUCUCUGUCCCACGUUGCCUUUAACUUCCUAUCUGCACGGCUCUGUUCCCACUGGGGCACUUCCUCCAGCUGAAUGUGCCACAGCCCUCAUCUAAGUGGCUUCUCUGGCCAUGGGAAGGCCCCCCCAUCACUGCUCUGCCAGACCACCCAGUGACAUGCCUGCAGGACCUGGCCCCUCACACUUGCUUCCUCCUGGGGCCUUGUUCUUAGACCAGGGCGUUAGCGCCCAGCGUGCCGCCACCGCACGCUGCUCUGGUCACGCCACUCUGGACGGUUCCCCAGGCCGGCUCUUCUACCCCAGUGGCCUCGACUCCCUUAGGCGCUGCCUCUGUCCACCCCCACUGCCCAUUGCAGCUGGUGCACCCACCCUCACCUCCUCCCUUUUUUAUGCCUCAACGGCGGUCCAGAUGAUUCAGGAUCUUGGCAUGAAAGAUCCAGGUUCAAAACCCUUCUGGGCCCUUUCUGGCCGAGCCAAUUAAGGUAAUGUCUGUCUUAGUGGUUAAAAUCUAUGUUGCAGGGGAAUUACAUUUUCCUUAUUGGUAAAACAUGUCUCAGGGAAAUUCAACAGAUGAUUAAUGUAAAGCACCUUUCACAGGCACAUAGUAGGUGCUUGGUCACUGGUGAUUCUUCUGGCUCUUUGCCAGAACAAACAAAUAUCAGGGCACCAGGACUUCUAAGCCAUGCUGCUGCUAAUAAAAGAGAGAAUGUGAUUUAUUUUUUUCACUACUGCUUGGGGGAAGGCACGGGCUUCAUAAAUAUGUAUUGGAAAGUACUUAGCAAAUGAGGAGAAAUAAUAAAAAUAUGUCCCAGAAAA